GGAUGAGAGUGUACUGUGGAGUGUGGAGAUAUGCUGAGUGCUAACUUUAACGUUUAGCUAAAAUGUUUAUGAAUUAGUUAAUAAGUCAUUAUUUUUGUUAACCUUUUUUGUCAUGCUUCUAAUUUCUACAACCUGAAAUGAUACUUUGACGAAUAAACUUACGACCUGUAUUUCAAGAAUUUGGUAUUUUAUAAAAUAAAAUAAGCAAUAGAACGGCUAACAAAAGAAAUUGAAUUGAUAGUUUUGUAUCUUUUAUAAAUCAUUUAAUUUGCAUAAAGGAUGAAGCGAGAAGAAACGUUUAAAGAUAUUUUGAAACCCCGUAACACCCAUUUUGGUAUUGUAAAGUUUAUGACCCGUUCGUGGUCACCAAGAAAGUGUAUAAGCAACGGUUUGAAUUAUUCAUCUGAAGAAAUAAAAAAUGCUGUUUCAAAGUCGGUGUUCCUGGAUUCUAUCAUAGAAGCGGAGAGUGCAAAAUCUGGAGUUUGUAAGGAGCAGCUAAAAAAGGAAAUUGCAACAUAUUUAGAUGAAAUAGCACUAGAUAAGAAGAUGCAUGUUGUCCGUUGGAUGGGUGUAUUCUUUCUAAAAAUGGCAUUUAUGAUGAAGAUUGGGAUAUUUGUCAAUGAGGCAUCAGUUUUAAAGCUGAGAGAGACAUUAGGAGAGAAUCCAGUGUUGUUCCUGCCAACUCACAGGAGCUAUGCUGAUUUCUGUCUCAUGACAUACCUGUGCUACCAUUAUGAUAUAGAAUUGCCUGCUGUUGCUGCCGGAAUGGACUUCUACUCGAUGGCGGUGGUCGGUCAGAGUAUGCGGGAGACAGGCGCCUUCUACAUCCGUCGUUCGCUGGCGGGCGCUCACUUGUACGCGUCCACGCUGCGGCAAUACAUUCACGAGCUGGUCUCCAAGUACACAUUGCCUGUGGAGUUCUUCGUCGAAGGCACAAGGAGCAGGAGCAACAAAAGUUUACCGCCCAAGUACGGUAUAUUGACGAUGACACUAACACCGUACUUCACUCGAGAAGUGGAUGACAUCACUAUAGUGCCGGUCAACAUUAGCUACGACCGGCUCAUGGAGCAGGGACUGUUCGCGUACGAACACUUGGGUGUACCCAAGCCGAAAGAGACCACAGGGGGACUAUUAAAGGCUCUACGCAGUUUAAACGAUCAUUUCGGAAACGUAUAUAUAAGUGUUGGCGAACCGCUGUCCUUAAAAAAAUUCAUAGGACGUCCGGAGUUCUCGACAGAGUUAUCCAAACCUAGUGCAUUUCAACAACUCACAGACGCUCAACUGAAAAGUGUCCAGAAUGUAGCUCAUCAGGCCGUUCUUAUGCAACAGGAGAAUACAGUUGUCACAAUAUCGAACCUUCUAUCCAUAGUGCUAAUGGGAAGUCUGUACAAAAAUAAAUUGCUGGAUUUCGAAGAGGUGUUGGUUGAAAUGGGGUGGGUUAUAAAAGUUCUUAGAACGCUUGGUGCGUCUGUGUUUGAGAAUGAUGUUCGCAGCAGCGUGGAGAGAGUUCUGGUCGUUCAUAGGUCUAUGGUGACACUGGACAAGGAUAAGAAGUUGAGGCUGGUGUCCAGCGCUCUGAGGGAAGUCGAUUCUGGUGUGCAGAUGAACAUGAAGGGUCACAUCCUGAAAGCACAAACCAUGGUGAGCGCAGUGCCAAUAGUUCAGCUGCAGCUCUACGUAAACCCUGUGUUGCAUUAUUUAGUGCCACCCGCUAUUUUGUACCUUAUUGUACGGAGGGGCAGCAUUGAGAAAGGUGAAUUGCAAUCAACUUACAAAGACAUCAGAAGAAUGCUCAGCAACGAAUUUUACCAUUUACAAGAAAAUGAAGAUCGGACGUUCAACAAGGCGCUCGAGUACUGCACACAGAACCAGGUGGUAGUGGCAUCCGGCACCACGUUCUCGGACGGGACGGACCAGAGGCUGCAGGAUCUACUGCAGUGGGCGGUGGUACCAGCCCUCACCACACUACUAACUUGUGCAGAUGUCAUGAUCGAGUAUGAGCAGUGUGAACACAAGCGCGCUGUGAAGCGAGUUCAGGAGCUGGUGGAGGAACGUGGUCUCCACCCCUACUGCCUCAGCCUGGAGGCCGCUGGGAACUGUCUGCAGGGCUUGGUGAUGGCGGGCGCUGCCGCGCGCCGGAAGAUAGCCAAUGAUGUGCUGUACGAAGCAGUUCCUGAUAAGCUGCGGGCGUACCGACAACUAGUCCAGUCGGUGCUUCCCGAUAUGAACAUUGUGCUUGCUAGCAGCGCUGUCAUAUUGCAACACUCCUGCUGUGGGCGGUCCAUUGAACGAGUGUAUGAGACGGUAGAACAGCAGGGAAAAGUGGCGAAUGCUCGUGAGGCGAAUCACAUCUGCCCCAAAAGAUGUCACAUCGUGAUGACCACGACCGUUCUGCCAAGAGUGUUAUGAAGAAGAAGAUGAAUGAAAAACAUCUUGUUUUAAAUUCUUGUAAAAAAAAAGUAGAAAAUAAAAUAAAUGCACACUAAGCCAGCCUAUGUCCAUAUAGGACUACAGAGAGGUCCGACUGAGCCUUGACUCACCGUUUCGCUAUGAUGGUAACUUAUAUUAUAUACUUAUAAUCAGUUGACACCCAAAAAAAAGUACCUACUAUGCAUAAAAGUAAUUUUCAACAAUUUAUAAUCUAGAUACACUAAAAUUAAAACUUAAAUAGGUUAGUAAAAUAUAAUUAACAUUUUUUUAUUUGUAAUUAAAAAUGAGUUUUCGUGAUGAUAGUAGAUAAAUAAUAGAUGUAUAUAAAGGGAGAGGUGUGGUUGGUGCAGAGAGCUUGCAUUUCAAAUAAAUUGGAAAAACAGUUAAAGCUUAAACAAGACGAGGUAAUUAAAUAUGUUCAUUUGUGAUGAACUAAUUACAGCAAAUGAAAAAAAUAACGUCAUUACAAAAUAAUCAUACUGCAAGUUAAUAAACUCCGGGUACAAACCACCUGCUGAGAUGUUUUGGCGCCAAACCCGCCGCUGGCCAAUCGGGACACUAUAUCUACAUGUGUUUACAAUAGUCCAGGUUUUAUUAUGCGGUUUAUGUUACGGGUUGCUAGAUAAACAAGCUUGGUCAUUGUAAGCAAAAAAACGUGAUUUAUGAUAGAUUCGUGCUGUGAUACCGCCGCUCUUUCAGAGUUGAACAAGAAAUUUUGAAUAUUUUACUAAAUCAUGAUAUGAUAAUGAAUAUGAUAUGAUUUCUUUAAAAAAAAUAUUUUUAUUCCAAAAUAAAAUUUCACAAAAUAA
This is a messenger RNA of Leptidea sinapis, 3239 nucleotides long. RefSeq names its product dihydroxyacetone phosphate acyltransferase (gene Dhap-at). The transcript has 12 exons. Gene Ontology annotation, biological process: ether lipid biosynthetic process. The record is from RefSeq and is a predicted model, not a curated record. Bases 280 to 2409 code for a protein of 709 amino acids. Gene Ontology annotation, cellular component: peroxisomal membrane; mitochondrial membrane. NCBI's taxonomy places the organism in Eukaryota, Metazoa, Arthropoda, Insecta, Lepidoptera, Pieridae. Gene Ontology annotation, molecular function: glycerone-phosphate O-acyltransferase activity.